GCCGCCGCCGCCGCCGCCGCCGCCGCUGCCGCCGCGGCUUCAGCACCAGCGCCGGGACAGCGGUGCCGCCCACGGGCAUGGACGGUGACAGCAGCAGCAGCAGCGGCGGCAGCGGUCCGGCUCCCGGCCCGGGUCCGGAAGGGGAGCAACGGCCCGAGGGGGAGUCCUUGGCCCCAGACGGCGGCUCCCCGGACAGCACCCAGACCAAGGCUGUGGCCCCUGAGGCAAGCCCAGAGAGAAGCUGCUCCCUCCACAGCUGCCCCCAGGAGGAACCUUCCAGCUCUUCGGGACCCCCAACAACAACUUCCACCCUCCAGCCUGUGCAUCCAUCCAGCCCCUCAGCCCCUGCCCACUUCCCCUAUCCCCGGGCACUGCAGGAAUACCCGGGGGGCAGUUCCCUGCCAGGACUUGGGGAUCGGGCAGCUCUCUGCUCCCAUGGCUCCAGCCUCAGCCCUUCCCCAGCCCCCUCACAGCGUGAUGGGGCCUGGAAGCCACCCGCUGUGCAGCACCACGUGGUCAGCGUCAGGCAGGAACGUGCCUUCCAGAUGCCAAAGAGCUAUUCCCAGCUGAUUGCUGAGUGGCCAGUGGCCGUGCUGCUGCUAUGUCUGGCUGUCAUCUUCCUCUGCACCCUGGCUGGACUGUUGGGAGCCCGGCUGCCCGACUUCUCCAAGCCUUUACUGGGCUUUGAGCCACGGGACACGGACAUUGGGAACAAGUUAGUGGUCUGGAGAGCACUGCAAGCCCUCACAGGCCCCAGGAAGCUGCUUUUCCUUUCCCCAGACCUUGAGCUGAACAGAUAUUCUCUCCACUUCAGCUCAAGCUCCCACAACACUCUGAGAUCUGCACCCAGGGGCAGUGCCCAGGAGAGCGUUGUCCGGCCUCGGAGGAUGGUGGAGCCCCUGGAGGACAGAAGGCAAGAGAACUUCUUCUGUGGCCCCCCUGAGAAGAGCUACGCAAAGCUGGUGUUCAUGUCCACCUCCUCGGGCAGCCUAUGGAACCUGCAUGCCAUCCAUUCCAUGUGUCGCAUGGAACAGGACCAGAUCCGCUCACAUACCAGCUUUGGGGCUCUGUGCCAGCGGACAGCAGCCAACCAGUGCUGUCCCAGCUGGUCCUUGGGCAACUAUCUGGCUGUGCUCUCCAACCGCUCCUCCUGCCUGGACACUACCCAAGCUGACGCAGCCCGCACACUGGCCCUGCUUCGGACCUGUGCCCUCUACUACCACAGUGGUGCCCUGGUACCCUCUUGUCUGGGACCCGGGCAGAACAAGUCCCCACGCUGUGCCCAGGUUCCCACCAAGUGCUCCCAGACUAGUGCCAUCUACCAACUCCUGCACUUUCUGCUUGACAGGGACUUUCUGAGUCCCCAGACCACUGACUACCAGGUGCCCUCCCUCAAGUACAGCCUGCUCUUCCUGCCCACCCCAAAGGGUGCUUCCCUGAUGGACAUCUACCUGGACCGGCUGGCCACCCCCUGGGGGCUCGCUGACAACUACACCUCUGUCACCGGCAUGGACCUGGGCCUCAAGCAGGAGCUGCUGAGGCACUUCCUGGUCCAGGACACGGUGUACCCCUUGCUGGCUCUGGCUGCCAUCUUCUUUGGCAUUGCCCUGUACCUGCGUUCACUCUUCCUUACGCUCAUGGUGCUGCUGGGGGUGCUGGGCUCACUACUGGUGGCCUUCUUCCUUUACCAGGUGGCCUUCCGCAUGGCCUACUUCCCCUUCGUCAAUCUGGCAGCCCUCCUCCUGCUCAGCAGUGUCUCUGCCAACCACACACUCAUUUUCUUCGACCUGUGGCGCCUCAGCAAGAGCCAGCUGCCGUCCGGGGGGCUGGCGCAGCGCGUGGCCCGCACCAUGCAUCACUUCGGCUACCUGCUGCUGGUCUCUGGCCUCACCACGAGCGCAGCCUUCUAUGCCAGCUACCUGAGCCGCCUGCCGGCCGUGCGCUGCCUCGCCCUCUUCAUGGGCACCGCUGUGCUGGUGCACCUGGCCCUCACGCUGGUCUGGCUGCCCGCCUCCGCCGUGCUCCACGAGCGCUACCUGGUUCGCGGCUGUGCGCGCCGGGCGCGGGGCAGAUGGGAGGGCAGCGCGCCCCGACGGAUGCUCCUGGCGCUGCACCGGCGGCUCCGCGGAGUGCGGAGAGCGGCGACCGGCACCUCGCGCCUGCUCUUCCAGCGCCUCCUGCCCUGCGGCGUAAUCAAGUUCCGCUACAUCUGGAUCUGCUGGUUCGCGGCGCUGGCGGCAGGGGGCGCCUACAUCGCAGGCGUCAGCCCCCGUCUGCGGCUGCCCACGCUGCCACCGCCGGGCGGCCAGGUCUUCCGGCCCAGCCACCCCUUCGAGCGCUUCGACGCUGAGUACCGCCAGCUAUUCCUGUUCGAGCAGCUGCCGCAGAGCGAGGGCGGCCACUUGCCCGUAGUUUUGGUGUGGGGCGUCCUGCCCGUGGACACCGGCGAUCCUCUGGACCCUCGUAGCAACAGCAGCCUGGUGAGGGACCCUGCCUUCUCGGCCAGCGGCCCCGAGGCCCAGCGCUGGCUGCUAGCACUCUGCCACCGGGCCAGGAAUCAGAGCUUCUUCGACACCCUGCAGGAGGGCUGGCCCACACUGUGCUUCGUGGAGACCCUCCAGCGCUGGAUGGAGAGCCCCAGCUGUGCCCGCCUGGGGCCUGACGUCUGCUGCGGCCACUCAGACUUCCCCUGGUCCCCCCAGUUUUUCCUGCACUGCCUGAAGAUGAUGGCUCUGGAGCAAGGCCCCGAUGGCACCCACGACCUGGGACUUCGCUUUGAUGCCCAUGGCAGCCUGGCCGCCCUGGUCCUGCAAUUCCAGACCAACUUCCCUAAUAGUCCGGACUACAAUGAGACCCAACUCUUCUACAAUGAGGUCAGCCACUGGCUAGCAGCAGAGCUGAGCAUGGCACCUCCAGGUCUCCGCCGUGGUUGGUUCACCAGCCGUCUAGAGCUGUACAGCCUGCAGCACAGCCUGAGCACUGAGCCUGCUGUGGUGCUGGGCCUGGCUUUGGCGCUGGCCUUUGCCACACUGCUGCUGGGCACCUGGAAUGUUCCACUCAGCCUAUUCUCCGUGGCAGCUGUGGCAGGCACCGUGCUCCUCACUGUAGGACUCCUGGUUCUACUCGAGUGGCAGCUCAACACUGCUGAGGCGCUUUUUCUCUCUGCCUCAGUGGGUCUCUCGGUGGACUUCACUGUCAACUACUGCAUCUCCUAUCAUCUGUGCCCACACCCUGACCGCCUGAGCCGUGUGGCCUUCUCUCUGCGCCAGACCAGCUGCGCCACAGCAGUGGGGGCUGCAGCCCUUUUUGCAGCAGGUGUGCUCAUGCUGCCCGCCACGGUGCUGGUCUAUCGCAAGCUGGGCAUCAUCCUCAUGAUGGUCAAAUGUGUCAGUUGUGGCUUUGCCAGCUUCUUCUUCCAAUCUCUCUGCUGUUUCUUCGGGCCAGAGAAGAACUGUGGGCAGAUCCUCUGGCCCUGUGCCCACCUGCCAUGGGAUGCUGGUACUGGAGACCCUGGUGGGGAGAAGGCAGGUCGUCCACGACCAGGGUCAGUGGGAGGGAUGCCUGGGUCCUGCUCAGACCACUAUGAGCUACAGCCUUUGGCACGGCGUCGGAGCCCCAGCUUUGACACCAGCACAGCCACGAGCAAGCUGUCCCACCGGCCCUCAGUACUCUCUGAAGACCUGCAGCUCCAUGAUGGCCCCUGUUGCUCCCGGCCCCCACCAGCCCCUGCCUCCCCAAGGGAGCUGCUGCUGGACCACCAGGCAGUCUUUAGCCAGUGCCCUGCCCUGCAGACCUCCUCCCCCUAUAAGCAGGCUGGCCCCAGCCCCAAAACCCGGGCCAGGCAGGACUCCCAAGAGGAGGCGGCUGAGCCCCUGCCAGCCUCACCAGAAGCCCCAGUCCAUUCCCCCAAGGCCAAGGCUGCAGAACCUCCUGAUGGCUUCUGUUCCUCAGCAAGCACCCUGGAGGGGCUCAGCGUCUCUGAUGAGACCUGCCUAAGCACCUCUGAGCCCAGUGCCCGUGUACCAGAUUCUGUGGGUGUGUCUCCAGAUGACCUGGAUGACACUGGGCAGCCAGUCCUUGAGCGGGGCCAGCUGAAUGGGAAGCGGGACACCCUGUGGCUGGCACUGAGGGAGACAGUGUAUGAUCCAUCAUUGCCUGCCUCCCACCAGAGCAGCUUGUCCUGGAAGGGCCGAGGGGGGCCAGGGGAUGGCAGCCCUGUGGUACUGCCCAAUAGCCAGCCAGACCUGCCAGAUGUUUGGUUGCGCAGGCCCAGCACCCACACUUCAGGCUACAGCAGCUGAGGGGUCCUGGGGAGGCUGGACAGGGUGUAGAACCCUGUCAGGGAUGACACAGCAGGGGCAGCACCUGGCUGAAGCUGAAAGGUAUUUCUCCAGAUCCACAGGGAGAGGUCUCACCCUCCAACUGUAGAUGUUAAACCCUGCCAAAUGUCCCAGCCUUGAUCUGUCUGCUCCUACUCCUCAUAUCUGGAGGAUUGCAAUGAGAGGGGUUUUGGAGGGGACCUGCUUGUGACCUGAUGAGGGCUUAUCUGCCCCAUAGCACUAUUUAAGACCCCUCCUCUAGAAGUGGGGAAGGCCAGAUGUCUAGCUUCUGGUAUCAGAGGAGGGUGACCUGGCCCCCAUCCCAACUUCCAAGAACUUCAGUGAGACUAAGGGACCCUAUCCUCGGGAUCUUGUCAGGUUCCUCACUGACCAGAAGAGCCUGCAGGAAUUUCUGCAGCCUCCUGGGUCUCACCCCUUUCAUGGGCUCUUCAUAAGGACACUUCCCUCUCUUUGGGGAGCUUCUCUGGGCAGAAUUGGGCUGGGGACCUCUCUCCCAAACUGCCCUGCUCUCCUCACACUCACUGGUUUGACCAGAAAUUCUCCAAAUCCAGCCAUAGGUGGCUGCUGGGAGUGCAGCAGGAGAAGGAGGAUGGUCAGCCUCGGAGCAUCUCUAAAUUACAGCACAGUCCCUCUUUGGAAGCAGGCUCCUGUGCUCUUCUGUUUUAAUAAACACUAAGAAUCCUCUACAUCCCUGUACAUUUUAGUCUCCUUGGAAUCUAUCUCACUACUUCAUUACAGGGUAUCCUGAUGUUGGUUAGGUUCUUUUGCCCCCACUUUAUAGGUAGACAUUGAGACUAAGUAAGAUGAACUGACCCCAGAGUCACUUAGCCACUAAAUGGCAGAGAGGUUUCAUUCCACCACUAAAACCUCCAGUCUCCCCUUGGCUACCUGCCUUGGGGACAUUGGUAUAUGGCUGUCUUGAUCUUUUACCUCCAGCACCCUCCUCCAACCUGCUUUCUCUGGUGUCUCCGAGUGCACCCAGCCACCCUCUUUGGGCCUCCACUUCCUGAGAGAGCUGUAUUCCGAACAAACCCAGGAGUUCCUCUCCAUCUCACCUGUACUUCCCUCUGGAAUCUGGCUGAGAUGCCUGCUGCCCCUGGGGCAACCUGGCUGACCUGAUUCCCAGGCUUCAGGGGCAUGCCUCUUCUACGGCCACAGUGUAUGGAGAGGCCCCACCAGAAGCGGUACUGAGGGGCAGAAGAGGCGAGGCCAAAUCCAAUUGAGGCAAGAACUCAUACCUUCCCUUUGAGGAGUGUAUGAGUCUGAAGCUGCUUCCCAGGUCAGGGUCCCCAGCUUUGUAAGGACAAGUCUGUGGAGUGUUAAGCAGACCAAAAGCUGGCUCCUCCUCCCCAAAGCAGAGUCUAGGGAGGAAGUUUUAUCCCAUGUGAGAGCUCAUGACACCAGGUGGCAUCAACAUGUUUAUUGAACACCUACUUUGCAUGUGGUAUUACCAGGGGACAGAGGUGUGGAAGAAAAACUGAACACCGCCCUCAAAGAGCUCACCUUCUAGCUGGGGAGACAGCUUACAUACACACGCAGGAAUCGGAUGGUUCACCAACAGUGCCAUAUGCCUGGCAUCAUCAUUGUUGAAGCUCAAGUACCCAGGACUGGGUAACAAGAAAGGCUUUCUGGAGGAAGAAAAACUUGAGUGGGGCUUCAGAAGACCAAGCAUCUCAGACUGGAAAGGGCCUUGGUGAUCAUUUACUCCAGCAGUUUUCAAACCCUGUGGCCUCAGGACUCUUUCUUCAAAGAACCUUUGUGUGGAAAAACAAUAUAUAAAACAGG
Messenger RNA from Callithrix jacchus (white-tufted-ear marmoset), 6125 nucleotides. RefSeq names its product dispatched RND transporter family member 2 (gene DISP2). Gene Ontology annotation, molecular function: transmembrane transporter activity. Lineage: Eukaryota; Metazoa; Chordata; Mammalia; Primates; Cebidae. Gene Ontology annotation, biological process: smoothened signaling pathway. The record is from RefSeq and is a predicted model, not a curated record. Gene Ontology annotation, cellular component: membrane.